Molecule: messenger RNA, 1723 nt
Organism: Bactrocera latifrons
Lineage: Eukaryota; Metazoa; Arthropoda; Insecta; Diptera; Tephritidae
Exons: 3
Coding region: 517-1587 (356 amino acids)
Biological process (GO): regulation of transcription by RNA polymerase II; muscle organ development; cell development
Cellular component (GO): nucleus
Molecular function (GO): DNA-binding transcription factor activity, RNA polymerase II-specific; RNA polymerase II cis-regulatory region sequence-specific DNA binding
Source: RefSeq, a predicted model, not a curated record
UAUUUAUCCAAUGACAUUACUUUUUCUACCUCAACACUUCCAACAAAAGUACAAAAUAUCUCCAGCGGCACAAAACAUUCCGUCCAUCACAUUUCCAAGUGAAGCGGCAACACUUAUUUCCGCGCACAAUCACACAACGCAACCACCUCACACACUCGUUCGAAUUUCGUUUUAUACGCCGGCUGUUCGUCGAGUAUAUUUUAACAGCUGCAACGGAAAGUUGCCAAUUUUCUCGCAACAAUCACCUGCGGUUUUUGUUGAGCGCCUAGUACGUAUAAACUCGGCAACAUUGCAAGUGCUGCAAACGCGUUCGAGUUUGUUGGUUGGCAUCGAGCGAGCGAGCGACGAAUAUCGUCAACGCGUUUGGUGGUUGCUUGGUUGAUUCGCCGAUUGCGUCGAUUCCGUCCUGGUGGCCGUUUACUGGGUCGCUUGGUUGGUUGACGCGCCUGGCCGCCAGAAGAUGAUCUACAUCAAGCGCGUCUUGUUAAGCGGCUUUUCACGCCCGAGAUUAAGCGCAUGCUUAAAGAUUGGCUUGUGCGGCGGCGCGAGAACCCCUAUCCAAGUCGUGACGAAAAGAAGCGCUUAGCCGUUGAGACCGGCCUUACAUACACACAAAUCUGCAAUUGGUUUGCCAACUGGCGACGAAAAUUAAAAAACUCAGAGCUGGAGCGUGAUAAAAGAUCUUGGGGUCAUCUUAUUAAGCAUUACAAUACAAACGCACGUGGGAAUGUGGAACAAUUUAGCAUAUCUUCGGAAGAUAGCAUUUGGGAAGAAGAUGAACUGGAACGCAAUGAAGACAUGGGUAAGCACAGUGAUGAGGACGAAUAUGAAUCGCGUGAAGGUGGCAUUUCUAGUAGCACCGAAGGUGCAACCAGCUCAACAGGCGGUUAUAGCUAUGAUAGUUUCGUACAGAGAAAACCCAAAAUGAGUUGCUUUGUGAAAAAUCAAACAUGCGAUAAUCGAAAAGUGAAAACGGUGGUUAUUGAGAGCGCAAAUAAUUCGCCAGGCAACUCUGUAUUUUGUGGUGGGACAAUAAUAACGCAAGAACAACAGCCACAAAAUAUUCAACAGCCAAACCCAACCACUCACACAGCAAAGUACAAACAGAAAAUGAUGGAAAAGUAUCUGCGCGAUACGCAUGGAACACAUUCAAAUACAAUGGCACCACAAUGUGAUGCACACAUUGUCAAUGAUGGAUUUAACAACAAGCAGUUCGAUGUCGAAGCCGCUCUUCAUAGUGGAGAUGACGGCGAUGGCGUUCGCAAUGGCGAUAAUGCCGCGCUGUCCAAAUGGUUACAGAGUGCUGCACGCUUUACGCCUGACAAAAACAACUACUUUAUCGAGUGGAAUGGCAAAAACGGCAAAAUGGAACAGAAACAACGCAUAAAACAACUGCGGCGCAUCACCAUUGUACCAGCCAACUCCAGUGGCGUCACGCGGCGUCAAUCCUUAAAUACCUGCCCCACACAACUAGAAUUAGACGCCGCAGAAGCAUUGGCAAAUAUGGCAUUUAAUUGUCGACAACGGAGAAGGGAUUGUAAUCAAAACGGUGUGCGUCUACAGACAGUCAAUGCCAUUAGUUCCUAGCAAUUGUUGCAUAUAAAUUAAUAAACAUGAACAUUCACAGCAUUCCAGUGUAAAUUAUGGGUGCAAAAGACCAAGCGAAUAUUCCUGACAUCAAUAAUGAGUUAAAAAGACAAAAAAAGAAAAAAAAUGAGUGAAA